AUGACAUGUAAAUCUGAGGAACUCUUAAAAACGAAGAAUGAUUCAAUUCAAAUGGUGGAAAAUAAUACAAAAGGUGGAUUGGGCUUACUGUUUGGUUACAACAGUGAUACGACACAAGCUAAGGAUGAUAAGAAAUUAAAUAUUUGGUUACACUAUUUUCAUGGUAAAGAAGAGAACUCCUCUACACCUAAUCUGUUUGGAAAAAUGGUUAGAGCUGGUAUACCAAAUUGCUUACGAGGAGAAAUUUGGGAAAUAUGCUCUGGAUCGAUUUAUCUUCGAUUUAAUAAUCAAGAUGUAUAUCAAAAAUUAUUAGAAUUACAUCAAAACGAUGUAUCGCCUUCAAGUGAUGAAAUUGAAAAAGAUUUACAUAGAUCUCUCCCAGAAUACCCAGCCUAUCAAACAGAAGAAGGCAUAAACCGACUUCGUAGAGUUUUAACAGCUUACUCUUGGAUUAAUCCAGAAUUAGGUUACUGCCAAGCCAUGAAUAUUGUUACAUCCUCAUUACUAAUUUAUAUGACCGAAGAGCAAGCAUUUUGGGCAUUGAAUAUGUUAGUGGACCAAUUAUGUCCUGGAUAUUAUAGCUCAUCUAUGUAUGGUGUACUAUUAGAUCAAGUUGUCUUAGAAGAACUUGUAAAAGAAUAUAUGCCGAAUUUAAUAACCUAUUUUAAAGAAAAGGAAAUUCAACUCUCAGUUGCUUGUCUUCCCUGGUUCUUGACUCUUUUUAUCAAUUCUAUACCUUUACCUUUUGUUUUUCGUAUCCUGGAUUGCUUCUUUUUAGAGGGUCCUAAAUUACUUUUUCAAAUUGCUAAACAGUCCAUAAUAGCUAUCUUAAAAUUAAAUGAAAAACAGCUUUUGAAUAUUCAAGAUGAUUCUGAAUUAUUAUCAAUAUCUAAAGCUUUUUUUGCUUCUUUAAAUUUACCUCCUGAUAGUACUAUAAAAGAAGAUGAUGAUUCAUAUACCGAUUUCCCUACCGUUACAUCUUCAAAGAUUGUUAAGCUACGUAAAGAAAAUGAGCUUAAAAUCAUUGAAGGAGUUGAAUCAUUUACAAAACGCAAUGUUUUAAGAACAGUCAAGAAUACUGCCUAUUUUAGUCGUGAAGAAAUAUCAAUAAUAUACGAUUAUUUCUUUGGUGCUCUUUAUUAUGCAAAAAACCAGCAAGAUAAAUUAUCUGCACCAGAAAUGAACGAGGAAGCUUUCACAAAGAUGCUUGAAACAAUGACGAUAUGGGCUAAACUUAGUCAUGAAAUGAAUAAUGUUCAUUUAGAAGAUAACGUCACUAUAGCAAAAGAAGUUUUACAAGCGUUUAUUAAACGUCUCUUUAAUUAUUUUAAACAAGAGAACAAAUCUGAAAUUACAUUUGUGGAUGCAGUAAGCAAGUUGGGAACUAUUAUUCGUGGGGAUAUUAUGUCUAAAGCAGCCUUUUUGUUUACGUUAUAUGAUGAUGAUAAUGAUGGCAUACUAACUAAUAUGGAUAUUCAUUUGAUAUCCACACAACUUUUUCUACUUAUGAUGUUACUGCAUGUUGACUUUAAUGCAUGGGAUGCUAUCACCAAUUUCAUCAUACUCAGUGCAGAGCAAUCAGAUAGCAGUGCAGAAGCAAUCGAUAAACUGCAUGAUGAAUUUAUUAAAGGAGAUAAUCAGCAUAAUGAACCAUCAACAUUAGAUACUGACUAUUUCGUUGCAUGUAUUAACAAAAUUCAUGAAACUCUCCUAGGUCCUAAUGCACCAUCCAUUGAGGUUACUUUACCUUCAUUAAGAAUGAUUCUUCUCACUGAAGAUCGUCUUGAUCAGUUUAUUCAACAUGAUUUACCUCAAAGUUUCAAACUUCAAAAAGUACUUACUGAGCCUCGAAAGGGCCUUGGUCACGAAAUCUUUGAGGCUCUUUAUAUCGAAGGCAAAAAGUUAGCAAGCAAUAUGGCUGCUCAUUCAAGAGUUGCGGAAAACAUGUCUGAACAGCAGAAAAGUGAUUUAUUAGCAAAUAGUAGGACAUCUCCAUUAUCAUCAAUCCCUAUAAGGUCUCCAAAAUCUACUAAAUCGGCUGCUUCAUCUAUCAAUAAGAUAGAUGAAGAUUAUGAAUUAAUUUAA
Cokeromyces recurvatus is the source of this 2085-nucleotide messenger RNA. RefSeq names its product rab-GTPase-TBC domain-containing protein. Lineage: Eukaryota; Fungi; Mucoromycota; Mucoromycetes; Mucorales; Mucoraceae. The coding region runs from base 1 to 2085 and encodes 694 amino acids. The record is from RefSeq and is a predicted model, not a curated record. The transcript has 8 exons.